AUGGACUGCCUUGGAAUGGACGACCAGGGGGGGCCUGCUCUCUCGGUCGUCCAGAAGACUCUGCUUCGACCUUGUGACCUGUUCUGGGCUCACGCUGCGCGGCACCAUUGUGGCUGUGAUGCUCCCAAGUGGAUGAGGGGCGAAGCUCCCGGUGGCCCUGAACAGCUCUUUGCGCUCUUGCGGCGAGGCAACUUAAUGAGGCGGCAGACUUUGCGAGGCGCGACUCUUGUCUCCUGGACUCGGCCCGACUUGUUAUUCGACUUGAACGAUUUAGACGGUGCAGGCCCGCGUCUGGGGCGUCCCCUGGCGGCUUACGAAUUCAUGUUCUUCAGAGACUCACGGCUUCGCCGUCUACGCAGUAACUACCGAAUGUACAUUCAGACAUCGGUCGCCACGCGUGAUUCGGAUUUUGACGGGAUGGUCGGGUCUCUGGAGACCCAGACCCGGCAUCUCGGCAGCAGAACCAAACUGUGCUUCAGGUUUACGUACUGCCAGGUACUUUGGACAGGACAGGACACGAGCCUUGUUUGCCGGCCUUUGACAGCGCAAUGCAACACGAACAAGUGA
Messenger RNA from Thermothielavioides terrestris NRRL 8126, 567 nucleotides. RefSeq lists its product as uncharacterized. NCBI's taxonomy places the organism in Eukaryota, Fungi, Ascomycota, Sordariomycetes, Sordariales, Chaetomiaceae. Bases 1 to 567 code for a protein of 188 amino acids. The record is from RefSeq and is a predicted model, not a curated record. The transcript has 4 exons.